This is a messenger RNA of Silurus meridionalis, 1620 nucleotides long. RefSeq names its product alkylglycerol monooxygenase (gene agmo). The transcript is spliced from 13 exons. Gene Ontology annotation, biological process: lipid biosynthetic process. Gene Ontology annotation, molecular function: iron ion binding; oxidoreductase activity. NCBI's taxonomy places the organism in Eukaryota, Metazoa, Chordata, Actinopteri, Siluriformes, Siluridae. Bases 83 to 1429 code for a protein of 448 amino acids. Gene Ontology annotation, cellular component: endoplasmic reticulum. The record is from RefSeq and is a predicted model, not a curated record.
UUCACCCAGAAGGACAAAAGUCACGUCUGUGUUUGUGAUCAUUCUGAAACACGGCAGCAGCUCACACACACUAAAAACACACAUGGCGCAGGUGGAGGACACGGAGACCACCGCUGUCUCCUUCUCACAGGGGACUCGCAUGCUUUUCUACCUCAUGUCCCCCAAUGAGACGUCAUUUGCGGAAGUAGAGCACGUUCCGCAAUAUGUUCAACAGGCCACUCCAUUUUUUAUUGGGAUGAUAUUGCUGGAGGCAUUUCUGGGUUGGCUGAAGACUGGAUACCUUCUCAUUAAAAUUAAUGAUGGCACCACAUCUCUGUCCGCAGGCAUGAUGUCUCGACUGCCCGAGCUCCUUGUUAAAAGUUUGGAGAUUUCCAGUUAUAUAUAUGUUUGGAAUAACUUCCACAUAUUGGAGUUACCCUGGGACUCAGCUUGGACUUGGUGGCUAGCAUUCCUAGGCGUGGACUUUGGAUACUACUGGGUUCAUCGAUGCAGCCAUGAGCUUAAUAUCCUGUGGGCUGCUCAUCAAGUUCAUCACAGCUCGGAGUACUACAACCUGACCACAGCGCUUCGACAAUCUGUAACACAGCAGUUUGUUUCAUGGGUGUUCUACCUCCCCAUGGCAUUAAUCGUUCCACCAUCAAUCUUUGCUGUACAUAUUCAGUUUAACUUGCUUUACCAGUUUUGGAUCCACACUGAGUUUGUCAGCAAUCUUGGUCCUCUGGAGUGGAUCCUAAAUACGCCGAGUCAUCACCGAGUUCAUCAUGGGAGAAACCACUACUGUAUUGAUAAGAAUUAUGGAGGAACCCUCAUUAUUUGGGACCGAAUGCUUGGAACCUUUGCUCCAGAAGAUGAUAAAGUAAUCUAUGGUCUCACACACCCCAUCAACACCUUUGACAUUCUGUCUGUUGAGUUUGAGUACUAUGUGUACUUGUUGCGGCAAUUCCUCAGUGCUGAUGGUAUUACACACAAGUUUUCUGUCAUAUUUAAUGGACCAGGCUGGACACCGGGCAAACCGAGGCUAGGAGACCCUGAUGAUCUACCUGAGAUCACAGGAAAGGAGAUGCCUCACAAUCCACAAUGGUCAUCUGCACUUCAGGUGUAUGUGCAUGUGCAGUUCCUUCUGGUUCUGGUCGUUUACAACAACUUAUUUGCAACAGAACAUAUGCUGUCUCAAACAAGUGUGCUGCUCAUCACUGGAUACAUAUUACUCACACUUACUACGCUUGGGUAUAUAAUAAACCAAAGUCCCAAUGCUGCUGUAUGGGAGGUGUCACGCUGCCUACUAAUGUUGACCCUCUACAGGUUUGGUUAUAUCAGCUCUAUGGUGCCUCUACUGACUACUGCAACAGAGGUUUUUGCUUUACUUUCUGCAAUCUACUGGGCUCUGCAGUGUUCCACCAAGCUAACUAACAAGGAGAAGAGUCACUGAGUGCCAGCUAAAUGAACAAACAGUAAAUGUAUUGUGUUGUGCAGGAUCCUGAUUUUAAUUACAUAACAAUGAAUAGAUUCUGUGUACUGUGAAAUGGGAUUUCUGUAUCUGUUUGACAUUUAUGAUAUAAAGUAUCAGUGCAUGCAUAUAUAUGGAUAAACAGAUAACAUAAAUAUGAUAUAAUAAAUAUG